AUGUCAGCCCUCGUGGACGAGGAGAGCGAAUGGGAGCAGCUCAACAGAACUAAUUGGCGCGGCCUUGGUCUCACCGAUCCCAUAAAGAGCGUAGAGGACAAGUGGCUAUUAUUGCCUGCCUUUCUCAAAGUCAAGGGUCUAGUGAAGCAACACAUCGAUUCGUUCAAUUACUUCGUCGAUAUCGAUAUCAAAAACAUCGUCCGCGCAAAUAACAAAGUGACUUCCGAUGUCGAUCCACGGUUUUGGUUAAAAUACACUGACAUCAAUGUCGGAUUCCCCGAUCGCAAUGAGCUUGAAGCCAUCGACAAGAGAGUCACACCCCACGAAUGCCGGCUGCGUGAUAUUACAUACGGCGCACCGAUUGUGGUCACCAUCCAAUACACGCGGGGGAAAAGCAUUGUGCAACGGAAUGUUAACAUUGGCCGCCUGCCCAUCAUGCUGAGGAGUAGCAAGUGCGUUUUGACAGGUCGAACGGAAGCACAAUUGGCGCGCAUGACUGAGUGUCCUUUGGAUCCUGGGGGCUAUUUCGUCGUCAAAGGCACGGAAAAAGUCAUCUUGGUCCAAGAGCAGCUCAGCAAGAAUCGUAUAAUCGUGGAGACCGACACCGUAAAGGGGGUUGUUCAGGCCUCCUGUACUUCUUCCACUCAUGGUGGCCUCAAAUCCAAGACGUACGUCGCAACGAAAAAAGGCCGUAUUUAUCUUCGACACAACUCUAUACAUGAGGACGUUCCGAUCGUCAUUGCUCUGAAAGCUCUAGGAAUUCAAUCAGACAAGGAGAUACUGUUACUUACAGCUGGAACCACGGAAGCGUACAAGAAUACCUUUUCUGCCAACCUCGAGGACGCGGCCAAGCUCGGUGUAUACACACGACAACAGGCUCUUGAGUACAUUGGCUCUCGCGUCAAGAUCAAUCGACGGGUUAUGGGUCCUAGGAGACCCGCUUGGGAAGAGGCUUUGGAAGCGUUGGCUACAAUUGUUCUUGCCCAUGUCCCAGUCAACGGUCUCGAUUUCAGGUCGAAGGCCAUUUUCGUAGCUACAAUGACCCGGCGUGUUCUCAUGGCCAUGCAAGACGAAAACAUGGUUGACGAUCGCGAUUAUGUCGGAAACAAGCGUCUUGAACUUGCAGGCCAGCUUCUUGCUCUCCUCUUCGAAGACCUUUUCAAAACCUAUAACUCCAAUCUUAAAAUUGCAAUUGACAAAGUCCUCAAAAAACCUUCCCGGACGAGCGAGUUUGAUGCGUACAACACUAUGCAAAUGCAAGGAGACCAUUUAACGUCCGGCUUCGUGCGCGCUAUAUCCACAGGAAACUGGUCCCUCAAGCGUUUUAAGAUGGAGCGUGCAGGCGUCACCCACGUACUUAGUCGGCUAAGCUUCAUCUCGGCUUUAGGCAUGAUGACACGCAUUUCGUCCCAGUUUGAGAAGACACGCAAGGUAAGCGGCCCGAGAGCUUUGCAACCGAGUCAAUGGGGUGUUCUCUGCCCCAGCGAUACCCCAGAAGGCGAGGCGUGUGGCCUCGUCAAGAAUUUAGCCCUUAUGACUCACAUAACGACGGAUGUCGAAGAAGAACCUAUAACCCGGCUUGCGUUCAUGUUGGGUAUCGAAGACAUCAAUUUGACGACGGGAACGGAGAUAUAUGGUCCUGGUGUCUUCGUGGUGAAUGUGAAUGGAACUAUUAUUGGCGUCACCCGGUAUCCGGCGCGAUUUGUGGCACAGUUUCGAAGUCUUCGCAGAGCCCGGCGCUUUAGCGAGUUUGUGAGCGUCUACAUCAAUCAUCAUCAUCACGCCGUUCAUAUUGCCAGCGAUGGUGGCCGCAUCUGCCGGCCUGCGAUCAUCGUUGAGAAUGGACGCCCGAAGGUCGCAUCUGAACACAUGAUGCAUCUCAAGAAAGGCAAUGUCACGUUCGACGACUUCCUUCGAAAAGGUCUCGUCGAAUACCUCGACGUCAAUGAAGAAAACGACACCUACAUUGCGUUAUACGAAUCUGAUAUUGUGCCUGCCACCACACACUUGGAAAUUGAACCUUUCACGAUACUCGGCGCUGUCGCAGGGCUCAUCCCAUAUCCUCACCACAACCAAUCGCCUCGAAAUACAUACCAGUGUGCCAUGGGUAAACAAGCUAUUGGUGCCAUCGGGUACAAUCAAAUGAACCGGAUUGACACCUUGCUGUAUUUGUCUGUGUACCCUCAACAGCCAAUGGUCAAAACAAAAACCAUUGAACUGAUAGGGUAUGAUCGCCUUCCUGCCGGCCAAAAUGCGACGGUCGCGGUCAUGAGUUACUCUGGCUAUGAUAUCGAAGAUGCUCUUAUUCUAAACAAGGCCAGUCUUGAUCGUGGUUAUGGCCGAUGUCAAGUUUUGCGCAAGAACGCGACCCUCAUCCGGAAGUACCCCAAUGGAACAUUUGAUCGGUUGGCUGACGCACCGCUGGAUGAGAAUGGCCAACUCAACAAAAAAUACGACAUCAUUCAAUCGGACGGUCUUGCAGGUGUAGGAGAACGGGUUGAUCCUGGAGAUGUAUAUGUGAACAAACAAUCCCCCACCAACGCCACGGACAACACGUUCACCGGCCAAGCUGCGUCCGUGCCGUAUAAAAAUACCCCUCUGACCUACAAGUCGCCUGUUGCUGGGAACAUCGACAAAGUCAUGAUUAGCGACACGGAGAACGAUCAGACGCUCAUUAAGGUGCUAAUCCGCCAAACACGGAGGCCAGAGCUCGGUGACAAAUUUUCGUCGCGCCACGGGCAAAAGGGUGUUUGUGGUCUUAUUGUAAACCAAGAAGACAUGCCGUUCAAUGACGAUGGUAUCAACCCCGACACCAUCAUGAACCCUCACGGUUUCCCCUCCCGAAUGACAGUCGGAAAGAUGAUAGAACUAUUAGCGGGCAAGGCCGGUGUUCUCGCUGGGAAGCUACAAUAUGGAACGGCCUUCGGCGGAUCCAAAGUUGAAGAUAUGAGUCGCAUACUUAUUGAUCACGGAUUUAGCUAUGCUGGGAAGGACAUGCUGACAAGUGGCAUUACCGGGGAACCCCUUGAAGCUUACGUUUACUUCGGGCCUAUUUAUUACCAGAAACUUAAACACAUGGUGAUGGAUAAAAUGCAUGCUCGAGCAAGAGGACCGCGUGCCACCUUGACGCGCCAGCCUACAGAAGGUCGGUCCCGAGAAGGUGGCUUGCGCUUGGGUGAGAUGGAGCGAGACUGCCUAAUCGGCUAUGGGGCAACGCAGCUGUUGCUUGAGCGGCUAAUGAUCUCUUCUGACAAAUUCGAGGUCAACGCCUGUGAAGAAUGUGGGCUGAUGGGAUACAACGGAUGGUGUACCUACUGCAAGAGCUCCAAGAAAAUGGCCCAAUUAACCAUCCCAUACGCGGCCAAGCUCCUAUUCCAAGAGUUGAUGGCGAUGAAUGUUGUGCCUCGACUAAUUCUUGACGAUGCCUAAGUUGCCGCGGUCAUCUUCUCGGUUUCUUAUAUCCCCAUUCAUAGCUGAUAUAAUUUUAUGCCAUCUGUACCAAUACCAAUGCAGGACCUGUAGAAUCGACAAGAACCGAUGUAAUUUAC
This is a messenger RNA of Laccaria bicolor S238N-H82, 3548 nucleotides long. RefSeq lists its product as uncharacterized. Gene Ontology annotation, biological process: DNA-templated transcription. The transcript has 15 exons. Gene Ontology annotation, molecular function: ribonucleoside binding; DNA-directed RNA polymerase activity; DNA binding. Lineage: Eukaryota; Fungi; Basidiomycota; Agaricomycetes; Agaricales; Hydnangiaceae. The record is from RefSeq and is a predicted model, not a curated record. Gene Ontology annotation, cellular component: RNA polymerase III complex. The coding region runs from base 1 to 3429 and encodes 1142 amino acids.